Molecule: messenger RNA, 2779 nt
Organism: Physeter macrocephalus (sperm whale)
Lineage: Eukaryota; Metazoa; Chordata; Mammalia; Artiodactyla; Physeteridae
Product: anoctamin-8-like
Exons: 2
Coding region: 1-591 (196 amino acids)
Source: RefSeq, a predicted model, not a curated record
AUGAGACCCUACACCCAGCUCACUCUGGGGGCACUGGACCCCCAGGCCUCUAUGCAAGUCCCCACCCUGCAGCCCAGCUGUUCGAGGCGGCCUUCCUGGGAGCCCGGAGGGAGCGCGGGCAGGGUCCCCAGCGGGGUCCAGCGGCGGGGCCGGCAUCUCCCCGGAACGGCCCCUCUCGCCUCCGCAGGGACAGCGCCGGCCCCUGUGGGCGCCCCGGCCCUCCGCACCCUCCGCAGCCGGAGCCCUGCGCCGCCGCCGCCGCCGCCGCCGCCAACACCGCUGCCCCGGCCCCCGACGCCACCCGCCGGCUGCUGGCAGUGGGACGGGCCGUGGGGCUGCGGGGGCGAGGGCGCCGCCCCCCGCCAGGCCCCUGCCGCCGCCGCCGCCGAGUGUCCGCCCUGCGCCCUCGCCGGGCCCCUGCCCGCCCCGGCAGCUGGCGUCCUGCCGGGGGACGCCAGCUUCUACAGCCUCCCGCCGCCGCCGCUGCCUCCCACCUCCGACCCCCCGGAGCCCCCGGCCCCGUCGCCCAGCCCCAGCUCCAGUCCCAGUCCCAGUCCCCAGGCCGUGUGCUGGCCCAGCGGCUGGCAUUAGCUCCGCCCGCCCUGCCUUCCUGUUUUCAUAUGCAAUAUCAAUCACGGACGGGGCGGCAGCCGCCACCCAGAAAACGCUGCUGUCGGUGUAUCCCAGUAUUGGCUGCCCCCUCCUGGGUCAGGGCCGGGGGCCUGGGGCCCCCCUAUCUGCCGUUUUCCUUUCGACCAGGAUGGGGGGAAAGGAAAGGAAACCCCCCAAAAACAACAGAAAACACACAGAAUAGGCGAUUAUUUAUUUGUUUUUAAUUUAUUUUGUCAUAUUUUUGUAAAACGGCAGAAAUGCAAUAAAAAGUAUAUUUCAACAGUGCCUAAGGGCGGACAUGUGGAAAAGGGACGUUAAGGGGCCCAAUGACGAGGUUGGGGCCAGCUCUUUGGGGGCCUGGCAGGCCUAGGGUGGGUUCCCGCGCCCCCCGGUCUAUGACCCUUGGGGAACUCCUCCAAAGAACUGGGUCUCCAGGCCAUGGCUGGAAAACUCCAAAAAUCCAGGCCCAGGGGCCCCUGGGAGGAGCCGCAGAGCCUCAGGCCCCAUCUUCGGCCUCCUAGAUUAAAGAAGAAAUCUCAAAGUGCUGAUAGGACUCAGCAGUUUGGGCCCUGGGCCUGGGUCCUGAGUCGGCCUCAGUCGUGCAGGGCCACCCUUUCUGGCACACCCGCCUCCCAGGCUGCCAUCUGAGGAGUCAAGGGCUGCGGGGAGAACUUGGGUGUGGAAGUCAGAAGGCACCUGGUGCCUGAGUCUCGAUGUUGAGGGGAUGGCGUGUUGGGGUGUGGCUUCCGGGAAGGGCUGGGAUGCCCCACUGUGGGACAGCUGUCAGACCCUAUUCGCUGGGACUCUUCACUGUGAUCAGGGAUGGACGUGGCCUCUCCCACCCUCGGGUGUGUCCACAUACAAAGGCUCAGGGCCCGACGGGCCCCAUCCCAGGCAGGGCUGGGGGAGCCAGUGUGAGGAAGGGGCACUUGCGGGGGGGGGCAUGAAAGAGAAGUCAGGGUUCACUGGAGGCAGGAGAGCAGCCUGUGCAAAGGCACAGAGGUGUGGGAAGGCAGGGUUUGGUGUUUGGGGGAACAGAGUGAGUAAGAGUAAAGGCAAGAGGGGUGGGUGGAGGCCGGCUGAGGGGCCUGUGCCGGGGAGACCACAGGGAGGCCAUGGGACCCCUGCCCACACCGUGGACAGCACUGGCAGGAGACAGAACCCAGCCCCUCAAAGGGGAACCUAGGGCCAGGGAGGUGUGGGCAAGCCUCGGGGAGGGACAGGCUGAAGCCUACGCCUGCCCUGCCCACGGCCUUUGAAGCUGAAGUCCUGCCAUCUACUCUGCCACCAACAAAUGGCGACACCACGCACCUGCCCAGGGUCAGGCCAACCCCUGGGACUGGGGAUUCCAAGCUGGUCUGAGAACCCCCAGGGACUUAGCCCCCCCGCCCGGCACGACCACGGUCAAGCUUGCAUUUCCUAAGCACCUGCCUUAUGACCACAGGAACUGAACACCGCUGCACAUGCGCCCAGAGCUGGGCCCCGCAGCUGGGCAGCUAGUCCAGAAGCCUUCCACCCAGCAGGCAAGGGGCAGCUCAGGCCGGAGCAGUCUGCCUCAGGCUGUGCCCUCCACGGUGACACCCUGGGGCAGGCGCCCCCUGCAGCCUCUGUGUCCCUCACGCCGCAGCCCAACCCUUCACCGUCCCCAACACCCCAGCCAUCAGCUCCAGCACUCUGGCUCCCACUCAGGGCUGGCAGGGGAAGCAGCGGCAUUCCCCUGGCCCCGUGCCCAGUGGUCAGGAACUCAAACCUUCUGCCUGGAGCCCGAAUGCCCCCCUACGUCCCCGGGCUCAGCCCCAAGCCCAGUCCAGCUGGCUCCCGGGAGUAGCCGUGGAACCUGCCGACUGAGGGCAUUGGGCCUGGGCGUCCCGCGGCGCUCCGCGUGCCUCCUCUCUGAGGGCGUGAGGCCGGGCCACCUGGGCUGUCUCCACAGAGGCUGGUGGGCGUGCCGCCCUGCUCGCCAGUGUCAUGGGCGUGGGGCCCACCACAGCUCCAUCCUUGGCAGCACAGACCGUCUCUCUGGGGUGUCCCGGUCCUCGAGGACACCUUGACAGCUGGGGCAGAGGGGCGGGUCCGGGCAGGUCUUGGCUCUGAGCAAGAUGGCCGCAGCAGGCCCACGAGAGAAUCCAGCUGGUCCUGGGGCCCCAGCGUCUGGGGGCCCCUCUCG